Molecule: messenger RNA, 708 nt
Organism: Fibroporia radiculosa
Lineage: Eukaryota; Fungi; Basidiomycota; Agaricomycetes; Polyporales; Fibroporiaceae
Exons: 1
Coding region: 1-708 (235 amino acids)
Source: RefSeq, a predicted model, not a curated record
AUGGCAGCCUCUCUCCUCCCCCAGAAUUAUGUUCUCGACUUGCAUGAUUUUGCUGCCAUACUUCUUGAUUGUCAUGCUCGUAUUGGAGGCAGGUUUGCCAAUGCACGGCUCACCGAGGUCGCAAAGGCUCCUAUCCCGCUUCAAACGCUCCCUUCGCACAUUCUCCCCCUUCACUACCACACCGUUACUAGAGGACAGUCAAGAAUUACCUACAUUCUUCGUACCAAUCCAUCUGAUGGUGAACGUGUCACCAUCAGCACCUUUGCCGAUCCUAGCGGCGUUAAGACCCCUAAUGGUAAUGCGCUCACGCGUCGCGAGCUCGAGAACAUAUUCUGGCGAUGCAAAAGUUACGAUAACGGGUAUGUUCUGGCUUAUGCGGCGCAGAGGGUGUUUGAACGGCUCCCAUCGACGGCCCGACUCCGCGCCCGUACAUCAUCGGGUUAUGAGAUCAUCUGCGCUCUGUCGGAUGUGGUCGUCGCCGAAAUCGACAUUUACCCUCGGGAGGCAUGUCUCAUGGUCGUUUACGAGCAUUGCCUACAUCUUGGACCUACAUUCAUCAAUAUGACACAACAUCUCUCUGGGUUUGACAUCCCCAUGCCCUGGGUGUACCUAUUGGUUGGGAAGCCGCACUCUGCGGGCCUAGAAAGAGACACACGAAAGAGACACACGAGUCGUAUUCGACCUAGCCUUGCCUCAGAUUGGUGGUAG